AUGGUGGUGGUUUACACAACGUACUGUGCUGCUGGGGGAGCUGCAGGCAUCUGCAGUCAUCUUCUCUACUUCAUCCGUGGCGAACAUCACAAGUAUGCUCAUCGAUGGUUUACCCGCGCUCUCGUUGGUAUCGCUAUCCUGGGUGUUGGUAUUCUGCGUCUGACUAAUUACCAACUGCUGCUUGCAUUCGCACUCACGGUCCUUACCUCAAUUUCGUUCUUUGUGGGACUUUAUGGCAGCAUCGGAUUGUAUCGCGUGUUAUUCCAUCCGUUGCGCAAAUUCAACGGACCCUGUUUAGCACGAUUAUCAAACUUCUAUCAUAUGUAUAUUAUUCGGAAGUCGGAUAAUUACCUUGUGAUGAAGAAGAUGCACGAGAAAUAUGGCCCAAUUGUCAGGACUGGCCCAGCGAACUUGUCCAUCAAUGAUCCGGCGGCCGUCGCGCUCGUUUUAAGCGAUAGGUCGAAAUGCUUCAAGGGGCCGUGGUAUGACCGGUCCCUGCCACUUGUGAACCUGCAUACUGUUCGUGACAAGAAGGUGCACGAUUCCCGGAGGAAGAUUUUUACCAAGGCGUUUAGUCCCACCGCUCUUCGCGAAUAUGAGGAGAGAGUGUACGUUCACUGUGAGGAAUUCGUGAGACAGAUGAUCCGUCUAAGCGGGAAGCCGUUUGAUGCAUCCGCAUGGUUCAAAUACUUCGCGUUCGAUGUCAUGGGCGAUUUGGGAUUGGGGAAAGAGUUCCACAUGAUGACUGAGGAGACGAAUCGUUGGAUCCCUGUCCUUCUCGAGACGAGUAUGGCACAUGUCGGCCCCACGAGUCCUAUCCCCUGGAUGGCACCUAUCCUGCACAAGAUGCCAUGGGCUGGAAGGGGUACAAGAAACUGGUUGGAGUUUGUCGGCUCGCAGGUCAAACAGCGUACGGAGAAGAAGUCCGAUAAGCGAGAUAUUUUGGCCCAUCUCAUUCAUGCUUAUGACCAGACCGAGAAGAAGGAUAGCGAUUUCCAGUGGCUACGCGGCGAUACUAGACUGACCAUUGUUGGCGGUUCCGACACCACUGCUGCAACUCUGACUUUCAUCUUCUACCACUUGGCCAAGGAUCCAUCGCAGGUCGAGAAGUUGCGAGCUGAGUUGGAGCCAUUGCUCAACGGCAAGCCCCGGCUCGAUCCCAAGGACGUGGCUAAAGCGCAUCAUCUCAACGGCAUAGUCCAAGAAGCUCUGCGUCUCCACCCCGCGAUCCCCUCGGGAUUCCCGCGAGUCACGCCCCCGGAGGGAGUAACAAUCAGCGGGACAUAUAUCCCUGGAGGGGCCACGAUUGUAAUCCCGGUGUAUGCCAUGCAGCGCGAUGAGGCUAACUACACACACGCGGAGGAAUUCAUCCCCGAACGGUGGUACUCGAAGCCGGAACUGAUCAAGAAUCGAGACGCGUUCCUGACUUGGAAUAUUGGCACAAACGGAUGUAUUGGCAGAGCACUGGCGCUGACGGAGAUGCGAGACCUCCUCACCUACUUCAUACACAGCUUCUCGGCUGUCAAGUUUGCCCCUGGAGAGGAUGGAACACCCCUAGUGACUGAGACAAAGGAUCAUUUUACUUUGGGAGUAGCGCCGUUGAACCUGAUUUUUGAGGAGAAGUAA
Messenger RNA from Penicillium riverlandense, 1626 nucleotides. RefSeq names its product cytochrome P450. The record is from RefSeq and is a predicted model, not a curated record. NCBI's taxonomy places the organism in Eukaryota, Fungi, Ascomycota, Eurotiomycetes, Eurotiales, Aspergillaceae. Gene Ontology annotation, molecular function: oxidoreductase activity, acting on paired donors, with incorporation or reduction of molecular oxygen; monooxygenase activity; iron ion binding. The transcript has 5 exons. Bases 1 to 1626 code for a protein of 541 amino acids.